Centruroides sculpturatus (bark scorpion) is the source of this 3615-nucleotide messenger RNA. RefSeq names its product potassium channel subfamily T member 2-like (gene SLO2). Gene Ontology annotation, biological process: potassium ion transport. Lineage: Eukaryota; Metazoa; Arthropoda; Arachnida; Scorpiones; Buthidae. The coding region runs from base 82 to 3615 and encodes 1177 amino acids. Gene Ontology annotation, molecular function: intracellular sodium-activated potassium channel activity. The transcript has 29 exons. Gene Ontology annotation, cellular component: membrane. The record is from RefSeq and is a predicted model, not a curated record.
CAAUGUGUCUGUAUUAUUGCCACGUGAUUCAAUCAGCGUAAUAAUGUUCAUCGAACAGUUUUGUUGCGUUAAAGCUAAGAAAUGAUUCGAUGGUCACGCGUGGUGAGACCCUCUCGUUCUCCUAGUAAAUCUGUCGAAAGGAUUAUAGGACUUCCGCCAGUUGAAACUCAUCAUGGUUCAUCCUAUCGUCAAAUGCCUUGGGUACGCGAGUCAGCUGCAAGACCAUACACACCAGUGGAAGCAUGGCGUAGAGACCAUAAUCAGCAACCGGUGUUGCAGUUACAAAAGCCGAUUUCAAAGAUAGCACAUACAACCAUAGCCAACAUGAAUAACCAAAACAAUAACAGCGCAGUGCCUCCUUUACCACCGAGAUAUCGGUUAAGAGAUCUUAUAUUAGGUGACUUUGCUUACGGAGACGAUGGGCAGAGAGUUCGGGUGGAGUUUUACGUGAACGAAAACACCUUCAAAGAAAGACUUCAGCUGUAUUUUAUAAAAAAUCAGAGAUCGAGUUUGAGGAUAAGAAUAUUUAAUCUGAUAAUUAAAUUGCUGUUGUGUGUUCUAUAUGUCAUUCGAGUAAUAUUGGAUAGUGGACCACAAAACGCAGCAUGUUAUGGCUGCACACCUAAUAACAGAAGUGAGAUUGUUCAUACAGAACCCAAUGUUCAAACUUCUUCUAUAAAACCAGAACAUAUCAAUUGGGAUGGCAUUCUUUGGGUGGAUCGUCCACUACCUCUUUGGGGUAUUCAAGUUGCCCUCUCAUUUAUAUGUCUGUCCGAGGCCUUACUAUUAGCAUACUUGGGAUAUAAAGGUAACAUUUGGCAGCAGUUAUUAUCAUGGAAUUUCAUAUUGGAAUUAGUGAACAAUGUACCUUUUGUUGUCACAUUAUGCUAUCCUCCAUUAAGAAAUCUAUUCAUACCAGGAUUCCUGAAUUGUUGGUUAGCAAAAUUUGCUCUCGAGAACAUGUUUAAUGAUCUCCAUCGAGCUAUGCAAAGAUCGCAGUCAGCACUAUCCCAGAGAUUAAUGAUACUAACUGUUACCCUGAUGUGCCUAAUAUUUACAAGUGUAUGUGGUUUUCAACAUUCUCAAAGAGCGGGAAAAGAUCAUGUUGACCUGUUUGGGAGCCUCUAUUUUGUCGUAGUCACUUUUUCUACAGUCGGAUAUGGUGAUGUGAGACCCGAUAAUUGGCCAUCGCAGCUUUUUAUGGUUGUCAUGAUUGGAGUCGCUCUCAUCGUCCUUCCCACACAAUUCGAACAAUUGGCUUUCACUUGGAUGGAAAGGCAAAAAUUAGGUGGCAAUUAUAGCAUGCACAGGGCUCAGAAUGAAAAGCACGUUGUAGUUUGUAGUACAACUCUCAGGGCCGAUACUGUGAUGGAUUUCUUGAACGAAUUUUAUGCUCAUCCUUUACUUCAAGAUUUUUAUGUUGUAUUGCUAUCUCCUUGUGAACUAGACUCGACUAUGAAGAUGAUCCUUCAAGUACCAUUGUGGGCGCAAAGAGUUAUUUAUCUCCAAGGAUCUGCUUUAAAAGAUACAGAUUUAACAAGAGCGAGGAUGAAUGCUGCUGAAGCUUGUUUUAUACUGGCAGCAAGAAAUUAUGCAGAUCGAAGUGCAGCAGACGAGCAUACCAUUCUGAGAUCAUGGGCUGUACGCGAUUUUGCACCCAACGUACCACAGUAUGUGCAAAUAUUCCGUCCGGAGAAUAAAAUACACGUGGCAUUUGCAGAGCAUGUAGUUUGCGAAGAUGAAUUUAAAUAUGCCUUGUUAGCCAAUAAUUGCCUUUGUCCUGGGACCUCAACAUUCGUUACUUUAUUACUACACACAUCACGUGGCCAAGAAGGACAAACAUCCGGAGAAGAAUGGCAUAGACUGUAUGGUAAAUGUUCUGGAAAUGAAAUUUAUCACAUUAGUCUUGGAGAAAGUAGAUUUUUUGGCGAAUAUGAGGGAAAGAGCUUUACUUACGCGUCCUUCCAUUCACAUCGCAAAUACGGUGUCGCUUUAGUGGGUGUUCAGAGUGACGUUGCCGGAACGUGGCCAAUUAUGUUAAAUCCUGGACCAUCAUACAUUAUGAAGUCAUCCGAUAUAUGCUUUUAUAUGAACAUUACAAAAGAAGAAAACAGUGCAUUUUUGCCAGCAAGUAGUGACGAGGACGAUAAAAGCAACACGGAAACUGACGUAGAAGACAUAUUGGGAAUGGAAGAAAAGACGAAGAAAGAUGGCGGAGUAGAAAUGAUCGAUUCGGAGAAGAAAGUACCAUUUUCUCUGACGAGGAAACGAUUUGGAUUACGACUUCAGGUUCCUUCAGUUGAUGGAGCUCCUCUGUAUGUCUCGGCCGAAGAUGUAUUAAGGAAAUCCUCAAUUGCACCGGUUCCCACCAUUAUCGCUCCAGGUGAAACUCCUAAAACAGAAAUAGAUGGCAAUCAAGCAGCUCUUGAAGCCGAAGAAGAAAAAUACCUUGAUAUACCUUGGAGUACACCGGCCGAAGCUUGCGAAAUUGUUAAAGGUUUCCCACCCGUAGCAUCUUACAUUGGCGUUAGCCCUACAUUAUGUUAUUUAUUAAAAGAAAAAAAGCUAGAAUGUUGUUUGAAACUAGCGAAAGAUUGCGAGCAUUGUAUGUUUCGUAAUGCUAAAGGAUACAACUGGCCAAACAGGUGUAUAAUUUUAGCUGCAGAUUAUGCAAGUAACGGAAUUUACAAUUUCAUUAUUCCAUUAAGAGCUCAUUUCCACAGUCCUGUUUCUUUACGUCCAAUAGUAUUAUUAUUAGAAAAAAGUCCUCAUCCAGCAUUCAUAGACGCUAUUUCUUGGUUUCCUUUAGUCUACUGGAUGAAAGGAUCGAUUGACGAUUUGGACGAUUUAUUGAGGGCAGGCAUUAAUUUAGCAGACAGUGUCGUUGUGGUAAAUAAAGAGUCUUCAAAUUCAGCAGAAGAAGAUUAUCUCGCUGACUGCAAUACAAUUGUUGCAGUACAAACUAUGUUCAAACUUUUCCCGAGCGUGAGAAUAAUUACAGAGCUCAGCCAAUCUAGUAAUAUGAGGUUUAUGCAGUUUAGAGCUCACGACGCUUACGCACUACAUCUUUCUAAAAUGGAAAAGAGGGAACGAGAACGUGGUUCGCAUAUAUCUUACAUGUUUCGUUUGCCAUUCGCUGCCGGAAAUGUUUUCAGUGCAAGCAUGUUGGAUACUUUAUUAUACCAGGCUUUCGUAAAGGAUUAUAUGAUCACGUUUCUCAGACUACUUUUGGGUGUAGAUCAAGCUCCUGGAUCAGGAUUUUUAUCAUCGUUAAGAAUUACUAAAGACGAUCUGUGGAUACGGACUUAUGGUAGAUUGUAUCAAAAGUUAUGUUCUUCUACGUGUGAGAUCCCAAUUGGUUUAUAUCGCAUACAAUCUUCCAGCAGUACAGAAACAUCAUCGCAAAUAUCGUUAGAUUUAGAUCACGAUGACCAAACUGCUGUUAAAACAGAUAUAGAAAGACAAGAAAUCAGUAAUCUAGUCAAAAACAGAAUGCAGGACCUUUGCUUGCCAACAGAAGAUUAUGAUGAUGUAUCGGAGAAAAGAAACAGCCUUUCAUACGUUGUUAUUAAUCCCAGUUGUGAUUUAAAAUUGGAAGAAGGAGACGUCGUGUAA